This is a messenger RNA of Lasiodiplodia theobromae, 2196 nucleotides long. RefSeq lists its product as uncharacterized. Gene Ontology annotation, molecular function: iron ion binding; monooxygenase activity; heme binding. NCBI's taxonomy places the organism in Eukaryota, Fungi, Ascomycota, Dothideomycetes, Botryosphaeriales, Botryosphaeriaceae. The coding region runs from base 1 to 2196 and encodes 731 amino acids. The record is from RefSeq and is a predicted model, not a curated record. The transcript is spliced from 4 exons.
AUGGCGACGUGGGCGGGUGCAUCGACCGACGUGGCCUACCAAGACCUACCUGUUAGUCCCGGCGAUGGAGAAGAGCACCAACCAUUCAUCACGGGCGAGAAGCUCGACUGGAACAGUAACCGCAACUCCACGCGUUCCAAGCUAUGCUCGGCCCUCAUCAUAGUAUCUAUCGUUGUGACGCUCGGCGCGCUCUCGUCGGUGCUCGUUAUCGCGCAGCGGCGACAGGCAGGCUCGCUCGUGCCCAUCUGGCCCACGUACCAGGGCGGGUCGCGCGUGGUCGAGCACUGCGGCAACUCGCCCGAGGAGGCGCAGGCGCUGGGCUGCGUGUGGGACUUGAUGAGCUUUGGGUGGAUCCACCCGCGGUGCUACAACCCGGACGAGUCGCGGCAGUGGAUGGAGAAGCAUGGGCCCUGGAAGUGGUACUACGAUCUCAACGCCACCCAGCAGAUUCCCGAUGACGCCCUCACCAGCACCCCCCGUGUCUACACCGAGCAGGGCUACCACGUCGUGCACUGUCUGUACAUCUUCAAGCUGCUCCACCUCGCCGGAAUGUCCCGCCAUCUGGUCACCGACGAAGCCAUCCCUCUCGCACACACACAGCACUGUGUCGACAUGAUCUCAGCCCCCAAGUACUCGGAUUUCAAGCACAUCAAUACCAGGCCGGGUGGGCAACUGAAUUUCAACGAGAAAUUACUACGAGAACAAGCCAAGAUGAUUCUGCAAUUUGUUGCGGCCGUCGUCGCAUACCUCAUAUUCCUCCACCCAUUUGUCAGCUACUUUGUUGACAGGAAGAACCUCCGGCAAUUCCCCUCGCCAUCAUUCGCGGGGGUUUCUUCACUUUGGCGAAUCUCACACAACCUGCAUCUCAGCCACUACCAGGCCAUUGAUAGAGCGCACAGAGACCUGGGAACGCAUGUACGCAUCGCACCAAAUCACAUCUCAAUCUCGGAUCCUGCUGCUAUGCAGCAAAUUUACGGCCAUGGCGCGAAUUUCCUCAAGGAUGGCUGGUACGACGGAGGUGCUGGCGAAUUCAGGAACAUCUCUGACGCCAGGGACAAGGCUCAACACCAGGAGAGGCGCAAGAUGCUAGCCCAUGUCUUUGCGCAGAAGACAAUCGUGCAGCUGGAGCCCAUUGUUGGCGAGACAGUAGCAACGCUCGCGAAGCAGGUCGACAUGCACGCCGUAGAAGGGCGGGACAUCAACAUCCGGCGCUACCUCAACUACUUUACCAUCGACUUCUUCUCCAGGCUCGUGUGGGGAUGGACUCAGGGUUGUCUUGAGCGCGGCAAUGAUGUCGUGUGUGCAGAGACGACAGAUGGGAAAUUGUACACGGUCGAUUUCAUCAAGGCCCUGCACGAUGCAACCAUCAUCAACACCCUCCUGAGCUUCGAGGCUCCGCUGCUCAAGAUUACGAAAAAGUUGGCUGCCUACCACCCGUACACGAAAUCGGGCGACGACUGGGGCAACAUGAUCUACCACAACACGAAGAAGCGAUUGCAAGAAGGUGACGCAGGUGACGAUAUUUUCUCGAAGCUCCUUACGAACAGCAAAGGCGAAUCGAACAACCUUCCGCUGGGAGCCAUCCUGUCCGAGUGCGCCGUCAUGAUGAACGGUGGCACUGAUACGACAACGGCAGCAAUGACCAACACCAUUUACCUACUCUACAAGCAUCCCGAUGUGUUGGCCAAGCUGCGCGAAGAGCUUGACCCGGCUUUUGGCCCGGAAGAACUUCCUCGCUACGAAGCAGUGUCGCGGCUUCCAUUCCUGCGGGCAUGCAUUGAGGAAUCACUGCGCCUCCGACCCGCAAGUACCUUUGGUCUGCCUCGUCUGGUACCAAGCGGUGGGCGUGAUAUUGCAGGACGCUUCAUCGCCGAAGGAGUCACUGUUUCUGUUCCAACGUACACGCUGCUGCACAACGAAGACAUUUUCGAGCACCCAUACAAAUUCUGGCCGCAGCGGUGGAUUGAUGGAGACCAGGAACGAAUGAGCAAGGGGCACUUUCCUUUCAGCACCGGCCCACGGGCUUGCAUCGGGCGAAACAUUGCCUACUUUGAGCAGACACUGGUCAUUUCAACCUUGGUUCGGCGUUUUGAUUUUGAGUUUCUUGCCCCAGACUUCGAGCUGCGGACGCUGGAGCGCUUCAACUCAAAUCCCGACGAACUUGUCAUGAGAUGCAAGAAGCGGAUCGGAGCUUGA